Messenger RNA from Metschnikowia bicuspidata var. bicuspidata NRRL YB-4993, 1184 nucleotides. RefSeq lists its product as uncharacterized. Lineage: Eukaryota; Fungi; Ascomycota; Pichiomycetes; Serinales; Metschnikowiaceae. Gene Ontology annotation, cellular component: membrane. The record is from RefSeq and is a predicted model, not a curated record. The transcript has a single exon. Bases 290 to 973 code for a protein of 227 amino acids.
GCCGCAGGCAGUGGGCCCAUGGGGCAAAAUAUGAUACACCUGAAGGUGUGAGAACUGGUUGUUAAAUUGAAAACAAAACUCAGACAAUAGAUUAAAGGGAGCCAGCAGGUUGGAGAUAUAGACUUCUUUAAGAGCAGAUGGAAGGGGACGGAGAUUGAGAGUGAGGGUAAAUAAAGACUAACAUGUUCGAGAUAUAAAGAUAUCAAGGGCAGCCUCACAUGAUAUGAUCUAUCAAGAUAAUAAAAAAGAUGGUGAGGCGAGAGUUUCUGGGAAAUUACAUUGACUAGCAAUGUCAUGUGUAUAUCUUUUACUCAGAAACCUUAUUGAGAGGAAUAUGAAGCACCCUGAAAACGCGCCCAUACGCUCGCAACAAUAUUGCAGAGAUGCUCAUAUCUUCUUUCUGCAUUGGGCUAUUAUGCCCUUGCCUCAUAUCUCCCAGGAUCCACUCCUCAUCGUUUCAGAGUCAUCUUCCUCAAUUGUCUUUCCCCGCCCUAGGUCUUUGUUAUACUGCUUUAAACAAAGUGCUCGACCUCCUUUUGAUAAUGUUGAAGCUGAAGCUGAGUUAGUUUCUGGUCAUAUGACUGAAUAUUCAUCAUCUAUUUUUUUUUAUCUGCAUAUGCUUCUAUUUUACUUUUUUCUACUACAACUGCUAUUUUAUUCUACUACUUGUAUAUUCUACAAGCACUUUCGACUACUUGUAUAUUCCACAAGCUCCUCCCUACUAUCCGUGCUCGCUACAACCAUAUCCUAUCCGCAUUAUUAUACCAACGAUCAUCUGCUCACUGUAUUGUACCAGAGAUGUACUUUAAAGAAUCUUUUCGGCAUGAGACUCGUGCUUUAUCACAAACAAUCUCAUGUCACUUGUACUUUUCUACGAACCGGCUCACGAUCGACGCCUUUACUGUUUUACAAACAAUUCCUGGUUGAUACUUGUAUUGUUCUGCUAUUAACUGUCAUACAUCGCAUGUGCUAGAUUACUUUGAGCACACACCAGUGGGCGAAAAUAAAAAAAAAGAACGCGAGUAGAAAUGGCACCAUCCGCUGUCGAACGUGGUGAGAUUCUUCAAAUUGUUUGGCCCGUUUUCAGGUCGGUUGGUACUGUCUAGUUUCUUAUUCCGCCUCUACUUGCAGACAGUAGGCAGUGUGAUUUGGCAAAGGUAAGUGAACAAACACUCGUUCGACCA